Messenger RNA from Electrophorus electricus (electric eel), 6189 nucleotides. It is a transcript of the gene lamb2, whose product is annotated as laminin, beta 2 (laminin S). Gene Ontology annotation, biological process: animal organ morphogenesis; tissue development; axon guidance. Gene Ontology annotation, molecular function: extracellular matrix structural constituent. The record is from RefSeq and is a predicted model, not a curated record. Gene Ontology annotation, cellular component: basement membrane. Lineage: Eukaryota; Metazoa; Chordata; Actinopteri; Gymnotiformes; Gymnotidae.
GUCAGACAGACUUCGGGCAACUCGCAGAGUCCGCGCAGCGGUUAACACUGAACGGGCGUCUCAAUGGCUCUGCUGUGACUGGAUACACCGUGGGGAAUACCAAAAUACAUUUAGUUAAAGGACCGUCUCCGAGCUAUGCGGGGCACUUUCUUCCUAUUGUUCUGUGGCCUGGCAACUACCAUUGCUCAGGUGCCUGAUCAUGCCCAUGGCUGUGCCCAAGGAAGUUGCUACCCGGCAACAGGUGACCUUUUGGUGGGCCGGGAGAAGAAACUGAAGGCUUCAUCUACCUGUGGCCAUAACAGGAGAGAACCUUACUGCAUUGUCAGUCACCUGCAGGAGGAGAAGAAAUGUUUCCAGUGUGACUCGCGUCGGCCGUACGACCUGGUGUACAACACCAUCAGCCACCGCAUUGAGAACGUUAUCACCACCUUCAGACCAGACCGCAAGAAGUGCUGGUGGCAGUCAGAGAAUGGAAAGUCUAAUGUUUACAUUCAGCUGGACCUGGAAGCAGAGUUUCAUUUCACUCACCUCAUCAUGACUUUUAAGACAUUUCGUCCAGCAGCCUUGCUGAUAGAGCGCUCGGCGGAUUUUGGACACACCUGGCAGGUGUACCGCUACUUUGCCUAUGACUGCUCCGCAGUCUUCCCAAGAAUCUCUCAAGGCCCCCUCCGCAGUGUUGACGAUGUCAUCUGUGAGUCACGUUAUUCGGACAUCGAGCCGUCUACAGAAGGAGAGGUGAUCUUUCGAGUUCUGGACCCUUCUAUCCAAAUUGAAGACCCCUACAGUCACCGCAUUCAAAACCAGCUGAAAAUCACUAACCUGCGAGUGAACUUCACCAAGCUGCACACUCUGGGUGAUAAUCUGCUGGACUCACGGCAGGAGAUCAAGGAGAAGUACUACUACGCCAUGUAUGAACUCGUUGUCAGGGGCAACUGCUUCUGCUAUGGCCAUGCAUCUGAGUGUGCACCCAUUGAGGGCGUAAAAGAUGACAUUGAAGGCAUGGUGCAUGGGAGGUGUGUGUGCAAGCAUAAUACAAAAGGCCUGAACUGUGAGCAGUGCAAUGAUUUCUACAAUGACCUGGACUGGAGACCCGCCAAGGGUCGUGACACCAAUGCCUGCAAGAAAUGCAACUGUAAUGGUCACUCCAGCAAGUGCCACUUUGACAUGGCGGUAUAUAUGGCCACCGGCAAUGUCAGCGGGGGAGUGUGUGAAGACUGUCUCCACAACACCAUGGGCCGCAACUGUGAGGCGUGCAAGCCCUUCUACUACAAGGACCCAGGCAGAGACAUCAGAGACCCGCGCGUCUGCAUACCAUGCGACUGCGACCACAGCGGCUCUGUGAAUGAUGGUGAGUGUGACGGGCAUGACGACCCGGCCCAGGGCAUGAUCGCAGGGCAGUGCCGCUGUAAGGAGAAUGUGCAAGGCCCUCGCUGUGACACGUGCAGGGUCGGCUACUUCGGCCUGAGCGCAGAUGACCCCCACGGCUGCCAGUCAUGCAGGUGCAACCCCAGGGGAACCGUAUCCAGCGGACCCCAGUGUGACCCUGUCCGAGGAGCCUGCUUCUGCAAGCGCCUGGUCACUGGCCACAGCUGCAACCAGUGUGUGGCAGAGCACUGGGGUUUAAGCCAUGAUGUCAGUGGCUGCAGAGGAUGUGACUGUGACGUAGGUGGCGCUAUUGACAACCAGUGCUUAAUGGAAUCAGGCCAGUGUCGCUGCCGCAGUCACACGCUGGGCCGUCAGUGUAACCAGGUGGAGCCUGGGUAUUUUUUCAUGGCCCUGGACCACUAUCUAUAUGAGGCAGAGCUAGCCAAACUGAGUCAGGGUUGUACUGUCGAAGAGAGGGAGCACCUGCCAGACCAGCCUUCCUCUUGGACUGGCACUGGGUUCGCACGUGUUCCUGAAGGGGGCGUUCUGGAGUUUUCCAUCAGCAACAUUCCUUACUCCAUGGAGUAUGAUGUAAUCAUUCGCUACGAGCCUCAGAUGCCACUUGACUGGGAAGAGGUGCGUGUAACAGUCGUUAGGCCGGGUCCUAUCCCGACCAGCAGCCCGUGUGGGAACACCAUCCCUUCAGAUGAUCUGUUGACUAUCUCCUUGCCCUCUGGAUCCAGGUUUAUGGCUCUGCCCCAUCCUGUGUGUUUGGAGAGAGGAGUGAGCUACAAACUCCAUCUGGAGUUUGUCCGCUACGUCGACAAAAACAGCAUCCCUAGCACCAGUAGUGCAAACAUUCUGAUAGACUCUAUCGUGUUGAUGCCUCUUUACUCCUCUCUGGAGAUGUUUGUAGCGGGUGACCCUGCCUCUGUCGUCCGGAAGCAGAAUUAUGAGCGUUUCCGUUGCCAUGAGAGUGCCAAGAGUGUGCCCCGCCCAGCCAUAAGCGACGUUUGUGCCAAGCUCGUUUUCAGCCUGUCAACCAUCAUAAACGACCGAGCACUGCCUUGCCAUUGUGAUGCACAGGGUUCAUUCAGCUCUGAAUGCCAUGUUCAUGGAGGCCAGUGCCACUGUAGGCCUAAUGUGAUUGGCCAACGCUGUGAUAAAUGCGCUCCAGGAACCUAUGGAUUUGGGCCUGCGGGAUGCAAAUCCUGUGAGUGCAGUCAGGAGGGCUCUCACAGCCGGUUCUGUGAUCAGUACACGGGGCAGUGCCCAUGCCUGUCAGGCGCCUUCGGUCAGCGCUGUGACGGCUGCCAGACCGGGCACUGGGGCUUCCCCACCUGCAGGCAGUGCCAGUGCAACGGGCACACAGAGGAGUGCCACCAGAGGACUGGCACCUGUCUGAACUGCAGGAGCCACACAGCAGGGAGCAACUGUGAGAAGUGUGCCAGUGGCUACUAUGGCAACCCUGUACUGGGUUUAGGAAGCCAGUGUCGACCAUGCCCCUGUCCAGAUGGACCCGAGAGCGGACGUCACUAUGCUGCCUCCUGUUACCAAGACAGCCACAACAGACAGGUGGUCUGCAACUGUAAACAGGGCUACACAGGUGCACGCUGCGAGGAAUGUGCCCCCGGUUACUAUGGCAAUCCCUCUCAGCCUGGUGGGCAGUGCCAGCCCUGUCCUUGCAGUAACAACAUCGACCUAUCAGACCCUGAGGCCUGCGACAGACGGACAGGGGAGUGCCGCAAGUGUCUCUACAACACAGAGGGGCCUAAUUGCAGCAUGUGCAAGAGUGGCUACUAUGGGGAAGCCUCUCGUCGCAACUGCCGGAAAUGCACCUGCAACUUUCUGGGUACGGAGCACAGCCAGUGUCUGUCCAGGGAUGAGUGUUUGUGUCAGCGUGCCACAGGACAGUGCCAGUGCCUGCCUCAGGUCAUCGGACUCACCUGUGACCACUGUUCCCCCAACUUCUGGAACCUGGCCAGCGGCCGGGGCUGUGAACCCUGCAACUGUGACCCCAACAAUGCUUACACGUCUACCUGCAACGAGUUCACAGGCAAGUGUCAGUGUCGCGAGGGCUUUGGCGGAAAGACCUGCAGAGACUGCCAGGAGAACCACUGGGGUGAUCCCAGAAUCCAGUGCAGGGCCUGUCACUGUGACCCUCGUGGCAUCGAGCACUCCCAGUGUAACCCAGUGACGGGACACUGUGCUUGCCGGCAGGGCGUAUCGGGCGUGCACUGCGAUCAGUGUGCCCGUGGAUUCUCGGGCACUUUCCCAGACUGCCAGCCUUGCCACCAGUGUUUUGGUGACUGGGAUCGCAUCGUCCAAGAUCUGGCAGCAAGGACAAAGGCUCUGGCCACCCGGGCCCAGGAGAUCCAGACCACAGGCCUGACCCCAGCGUAUGAGAAGAGCUUCAAGGAGCUGGAGGGAAAGCUAGCACAAGCACGGGACAUUGUUAAUGCCCGCAAUACCACCGCAGAAGCUGUGACCACGUUAAUGGGCAUGAUGGAGGAACUCAGGUCUCUUAUUGCUGAGACCACAGAUAUGCUGAACAGCCUGGAAGGAGAAUUGACCACAGUGCAGGACAGCAACUAUGAGGCCAGCAAUGAUCUGAGCAAACUAGAGCGAGAGGCUAAGGAGCUGAACCUCACCUCCGAGCAGCUCAAGCACCAGCUUGACAUCCUCAAAAACUCCAACUUUCUGGGUGCAUACGACAGCAUCCGUGCAUCCUACAACAAGUCUCACGACGCGGAGCGCCGCGUUAACCAGUCCACUACUGACACCCCCAGCACUGUGAGCCAGUCAGCAGACACCCGCAGGAAGACGGAGCGACUCAUCACACAGAAGAAAGAUGACUUCAACCGGAAGAACGCCGCAAACAAGCGUGCCCUCACCGACCUGAAUGCCAAAGUGCAGGGCCUGGACUUAAAGAAGAUCAACGAGAAGGUAUGUGGAGCAUCAGGUGACGUUCCAUGUGGAGAGAGCCCAUGCGGCGGCAUCGGCUGCCGUGAUGAUGAACGCAGACACUGCGGGGGGCUGAGCUGCAACGGAGCCAUAUCCGCGGCUGACAACGCCCUAGAGAGAUCCAAACAUGCUGAGAAAGAGCUCGUCAAAGCCAUGGGAGAAGUAGAGGAGCUUUUCAAGCAGGUGGCAGAUGCAAAAACGAAGGCUCAGGAGGCCAAGGACAAAGCCCAAGCUGCUCUAAGGAAAGCCAGCGACACCAAGAGCAAAGUGGAGCGCUCCAACAACGAUCUGCGCGACCUCAUCAAACAGAUCCGUGCCUUCCUUAUGCAAGAAGGGGCUGAUCCUGACAGCAUUGAGGCAGUGGCCAAUCGGGUUCUUGAGCUGUCCAUUCCAGCCUCACCCCAGCAAAUCAGACAUCUAGCUGACGAGAUUAAAGAUCGCGUCCGGAGUCUGUCCAGCGUAGAUGCCAUUCUGCAGCAGACCCAGGACGAUGUCCACAAGGCAGAACAGCUGCUGUUGGAAGCCAGAAAGGCCAGGAAUAAGGCGGAGAGAGCGAAGAACACGGCAGACAGUGUGAAGCAGGCACUCGACGAUGCCCGCAAGGCGCAGGCAGCCGCUGAGAAGGCCAUUCGGCAAGCGAGAGAUGACAUUGGCAUGACUGAAAACCGACUGGCACAGAUCCAGUCGGAGACAACCGCUAAUGAGAAGGGCCUGAACGAUGCCAUGGAGCGGCUGGGGGACCUGGGGCGCCACAUAGAAGCCUUGAAAUCCAAACGAGCCAACAACAGCAUGGCCGUAGCCCUGGCGGAGGAGACAGCCACUACCGCACGAGACAAGGCCAGCGAUGCGAAGCAGAUCCUGGAUGGCGAGCUUUCGGACAAGUAUAGCACCGUCAAGGAUCUGGUGGGCAGGAAGGCAAACGCAGUGCAGGACGCCAAAAAAAAAGCAGAGCAGCUGAGAGACGAGGCGAAGCAGCUCCUCAAGGACGCGCAGGACAAACUACAGAGACUGGCAGAACUUGAAAAACACUAUGAGGAAAAUCAGAGGAUGCUGGAAGGCAAAGCCAGGCAGCUGGAUGGCCUGGAAGAUAAAAUGAAGAUUAUUCUGGAUGCCAUCAACAAGCAAAUCCAGAUAUACAAUACUUGCCAGUAAACUGCCAAAGUCCAUCUGAUGUCCAGUAAAAGUCACUGACUGGACUAAUGCCACUACUGCCUACAAGAGCAUAUGAAGGAUGCUAGACUGGAACUGGUCGCCAGAAUGGUCCAUUUUUUACAGAUGAAUAGCAACUAAUUUUAUUAUCCGUUUAUUGUAAUAGAGAGCGGGAAUAAUAUUUUGAUAUCAUUAAGCCAAAAUGACACAGGGGAGGAAAUACAUAAGAGGGGGAGAGAGGUUCAUUAGAUCUGUUUUAAUGAUCCAGGAUUGGAAGAGGAAGGAGGUGGGGAGGUCACAUCAGAACUUACCAACUCUCCUCAUUGUAAUCAUGUCCAACACACUUGAUCCAUCCACCAUGGUCUUCCAAAGACACUGAGUAUUUGGAUUAUGUGCGGUGGAUUAGGCCUUGAGAGUAGUGAGGUAUAUCUACAGAAGUGUGGUCACCAAUGGUUUAUGCUGCACUUCAGUUCCCUGAAUUCUCUGUGCUGGUAGCCUGCGUAAAAUUGUUCUCCGGCGAAACUUUCCAGUGCUGAGGAACACUGGCGCUGCUGCUUCAAUCACAGAGUAUGAUUUUUCAUAUCAUCUAGUACUGAGAGGGAGAGACAGUCUGUUUUUCUGCAUUAAUGAUUGCAACUGAUUUAUUACCAAUUGUAAUGCUAAAUUUUAACAGCAUCUUUUAAACAGCAAUAAAUUCCUUCCUGCCCACUA